AUGCCAGACAUAACCACCCUGGAUAGUCAUCGCGAUACAGUCGACGAGUCAGCCGCACGUGAUGCGAUCCCAGGACACCCUUUAGGCGUUAAGCCCAGUGGCAAUGCCCUCUUCGCCGCUGAGAACCUGCGAAGCGCGAUUGGCACGCUCGGCUUGGUACCCGACGAGCUGAUCCUGAUACUAUUGGAGUUCCUGGACUGCCGCAGCCUCCUGCAGUUGGGCCAGACAUGCAAGGCAUUCGCUGCCUUUACCAGGACAGAGGAUCUAUGGAAGACGCUCUUCAUCCGGUCUCCUCCUGCAAUGUUUACUUGGAGAGGAACAUGGCGUGCCACGUACCUGAACUUACCGCAGUCCAAAGUCGCUUCCCUAGACUGCUCGAGCCUGUUCUCAGACGCCCUACACCGCCCAUUCUACUGCGCGCACAUUUCGCUGGAGCCAUUUGCAUCCAACAUUCCAGCUCGGAACCAAAUCACCCGGCUACCAAACCUAUCUGCGGAAGAAUUCCAGGAGGAAUGGUCUGAUACUCCCUUUAUCUUGACGGAGCCUGUGAAGGAAUGGCCUGUAUACCAUCAAUGGUCGGUCGAGACACUACUGCCAAAGCAUGGAGAGACCCUCUUCCGAGCAGAGGCAGUCGACUGGCCUUUUCGGACAUACGUGGAUUACAUGAAGAACAACUCGGACGAAAGCCCUCUAUAUCUCUUUGACAAGGAAUUUGUCUCCAAGAUGGGUCUUAAGGUCGGCCCGCCAAACGAGGAACCAGGGACGGCUUACUGGCCACCACCGUGCUUCGGCGAGGACUUCUUUUCGGUGUUGGGCAAUGAUAGACCGGACAGACAAUGGCUUAUUAUCGGACCUAAACGUUCCGGAAGUACUUUCCACAAGGAUCCCAAUGCGACCAGCGCGUGGAACGCGGUCAUCCGUGGCUCCAAGUACUGGAUCAUGUUCCCAUCGUCAUCAAAGCUCCCUCCCCCGCCCGGCGUCUACGUCUCGGAGGACCAAAGCGAAGUGACCUCUCCAUUGAGUAUCGCGGAGUGGCUGCUGGGUUUCCAUGCCGAGGCUCGCCGUACACAAGGCUGCAUUGAGGGAAUCUGCGCGGAAGGAGAGAUCCUCCAUGUACCCUCUGGAUGGUGGCAUCUGGUUGUCAAUCUGGAACCUGCCAUCGCGCUUACGCAGAACUUCAUUCCACGUGCACACUUGACUGCCGCUCUGGACUUCCUUUCCAACAAAGCAGACCAGGUCUCCGGGUUCCGGAAGGACGUGAGCAACCCAUACGAACGUUUCGUGGCCAAAAUGCAAGCAUCCCACCCAGAAUCACUCCAAAGUGCUCUAGAUGAGCUAAAGAAGAAGGCCGAGGGCAGAAAGCGCAAAUGGGACGAGAUUGUCCACGGGAAACCGGACACAAAUGAUGCUAACACUGAGUCCGGGACCGGUGGAUUCAGCUUCGGAUUUGGUGGCGAUGAUAGUGACGCAGAAAUUCCAUGA
Molecule: messenger RNA, 1482 nt
Organism: Aspergillus mulundensis
Lineage: Eukaryota; Fungi; Ascomycota; Eurotiomycetes; Eurotiales; Aspergillaceae
Product: putative F-box and JmjC domain protein
Exons: 2
Coding region: 1-1482 (493 amino acids)
Cellular component (GO): nucleus
Molecular function (GO): cis-regulatory region sequence-specific DNA binding; protein binding
Source: RefSeq, a predicted model, not a curated record